ACAGAAACAACAAUGGCGAACUUAGUGAGCAGUAGCAUAGGCUCAAGAUGGUCUCUCAAGGGAACCACUGCUCUAGUUACCGGUGGAACUCGUGGAAUCGGUCAUGCUGUUGUUGAGGAACUUGCUGAGUUUGGUGCCACAGUGUACACUUGUUCUAGGAACCAAAAAGAGCUUAAUAAAUGCAUAAAUGAAUGGAAAGGUAAGGGUUUUUCGGUUUAUGGAUCCACCUGUGAUGCGUCUUCUUCUUUUCAAAGAGACGAGCUUAUUCGACAAGUGGCUUCUACCUUCAACGGCAAGCUCAACAUACUUGUAAACAAUGCUGGUACAAAUGUGAGGAAGCCUACAAUUGAGUUCACAGCAGAAGAUUAUUCAAAAGUGAUGACUACUAACUUGGAUUCGGCAUUCCAUCUAUGCCAACUCGCAUAUCCUCUUCUUAAAGAAUCUGGUAACGGAAGCAUUGUGUUCAUGUCCUCGGUUGCAUCUCUCACAAGCGUAGGUUCUGCAUCCGUUUAUGCCGUUAGUAAAGCUGCAAUCAAUCAGUUGACAAAAAACCUUGCUUGUGAAUGGGCAAAAGACAAUAUAAGGAGCAACUGUGUUGCGCCGUGGUAUACAAAAACUUCACUUGUGAAAAAUUUUAUCACCAACGAAGAGUUUGUGAAUGAAAUACUCUCUCGAACACCGAUAAAGCGGAUAGCAGAAACACAUGAAGUGUCUUCCUUGGUGACAUUCCUUUGCCUGCCUGCAGCUUCCUACAUCACUGGACAGACUGUUCCUGUGGAUGGAGGAUUUACUGUGAAUGGAUUUCAACCCAACAUUAUUAUAACUUAA
Messenger RNA from Lathyrus oleraceus (garden pea), 828 nucleotides. RefSeq names its product tropinone reductase homolog At5g06060. The record is from RefSeq and is a predicted model, not a curated record. Gene Ontology annotation, molecular function: oxidoreductase activity. The coding region runs from base 13 to 828 and encodes 271 amino acids. The transcript has 4 exons. Lineage: Eukaryota; Viridiplantae; Streptophyta; Magnoliopsida; Fabales; Fabaceae.